CAAAAUGCAAGUUUUGCCGCGGUAGAAUUCAUUGAAUAGUAUCAAAGGUAACACGCAGCAUCGACGCGUUCCUAAAAAUUGCGAAAACUAUCAUUCCAGAAGUACAAUUAAAAUUAAACAAUAAACAUGUUUGAAGCACGUUUGGGACAAGCAACUACACUGAAGAAAAUCUUGGAUGCCAUAAAAGAUUUGCUAAAUGAAGGUACUUUCGACUGUAGCGAUUCUGGUAUACAGCUUCAAGCCAUGGACAACUCCCAUGUGUCGCUUGUUUCGCUGACGUUGAGAUCUGAUGGUUUUGAUAAGUUUCGCUGUGACCGUAAUCUCUCUAUGGGCAUGAAUCUGGGCAGCAUGGCAAAGAUCUUGAAGUGCGCCAACAAUGAGGAUAAUGUGACUAUGAAGGCACAGGAUAAUGCUGACACAGUAACCAUCAUGUUCGAAUCGGCUAAUCAAGAAAAAGUCUCCGACUAUGAGAUGAAACUAAUGAAUCUCGACCAAGAGCACUUGGGUAUCCCAGAAACGGAAUAUUCCUGUGUGGUGCGCAUGCCGGCAAUUGAAUUUGCACGCAUUUGUCGUGACUUGGCUCAGUUUAGUGAAUCCGUCGUCAUUUGCUGUACGAAAGAGGGCGUCAAGUUCUCUGCCAGCGGCGAUGUUGGAACUGCCAAUAUUAAGUUGGCUCAAACCGGCUCAGUGGACAAAGAGGAGGAGGCUGUUAUCAUUGAUAUGCAGGAGCCAGUCACGCUGACCUUUGCUUGUCGCUACCUGAACGCCUUCACCAAGGCAACACCGCUCUCUACUCAAGUGCAGCUGUCAAUGUGCGCCGAUGUGCCGCUGGUGGUUGAAUAUGCUAUAAAGGAUCUGGGCCACAUACGCUACUAUCUAGCGCCAAAGAUUGAAGAUAACGAAACAUAAAGUUGUCGUGAGAUACAUCCAAAACGUAUUCAUAUUUACAAUUUUACAUUACCGCAUAAUUCUCUUUCAUACGACAUCCUCUAAGUUUUAAGAUUUUUCAUGCAACAUUUCCUUUGGUCAAUAAAAAAAAUAUAUAUUA
This is a messenger RNA of Drosophila hydei, 1048 nucleotides long. It is a transcript of the gene PCNA, whose product is annotated as proliferating cell nuclear antigen. The transcript has 2 exons. Gene Ontology annotation, cellular component: PCNA complex. Gene Ontology annotation, molecular function: DNA polymerase processivity factor activity; DNA binding. NCBI's taxonomy places the organism in Eukaryota, Metazoa, Arthropoda, Insecta, Diptera, Drosophilidae. Bases 127 to 909 code for a protein of 260 amino acids. The record is from RefSeq and is a predicted model, not a curated record. Gene Ontology annotation, biological process: regulation of DNA replication; translesion synthesis; mismatch repair.